AUGGUGUUUAUUUAUUACUCUGCAUACUAUUCCCAACCAUACAAUCUCUUCCAAAUGUCAUCUUUUAUAACAACAAUUGACAUCUCAAGCAGCAUAUCACAAGGCUUCAGGAUUGACAUUUUGAAUCAUGUGCUCUUCCUAUUAAUAUCUUUCACAUAA
Messenger RNA from Heterobasidion irregulare TC 32-1, 159 nucleotides. RefSeq lists its product as uncharacterized. Lineage: Eukaryota; Fungi; Basidiomycota; Agaricomycetes; Russulales; Bondarzewiaceae. The transcript is spliced from 2 exons. Bases 1 to 159 code for a protein of 52 amino acids. The record is from RefSeq and is a predicted model, not a curated record.